Molecule: messenger RNA, 742 nt
Organism: Dalotia coriaria
Lineage: Eukaryota; Metazoa; Arthropoda; Insecta; Coleoptera; Staphylinidae
Exons: 3
Coding region: 155-565 (136 amino acids)
Biological process (GO): RNA catabolic process
Cellular component (GO): ribonuclease H2 complex
Source: RefSeq, a predicted model, not a curated record
UCAAAAGCUCCGUGUUUUUGUUUCAUGAGCCACCACCAGAGGCCUCUAAAGGUACAAAUAACAGCGCCAGAACAACAAGGCGAGCUGAUUAUACAACUUGUACAACAUUGAAUACAGAGAGAAACACUUCAAAAGUUCCACGUGCAUUGCAAACAUGGAGCAACAACAAAUACACAUUCAAAUUGAAAAGUCGGAAGCAUUGUCAACACGUAAAAAAUCAAAUGUGCAACUAUUACCUUUCAAAAUUCAUGCCGAUUGCGAAGCAAAAGUGGAGCAAUACUUCAACAACUUUGUACAAAAAUCAGAAAACGGACAGCUUAGCGGUUCAUUUCGAGGAUAUCCAUUAAAAGGUCAAACUAUUGAAGUUCCCAAGGGAUACAAAGGUGUGAUAUUUCAUGAGAGUAAAUGCAUGCAAAAGGAGAGAAAUUUAUAUGCUGUCAACAAUUUUGAUACCAUUACAUACUGGAACUGGUCAAAAAUACCCAGCAAAAAUGAUGCAAUAAUGCAGGCACUUGACUGGAUAGAUAUUGCUGAAGCUUUGCACUCUCCAAUUAAUGAAGAAUGACAUACAGUUUAGUUUUUAAAUCAUUGUUUUACCUUGAAUGGGAGUAUGGACAAGUCAACAUCCCACUAUGAUUAUUUAUUUAUUGAAAUGCCUAAUAACAAACUGUAAACUUUGGCUUUCAGGAUUAUAAUAUAACUUUUAUAAAAUAAAUUAAAGUGUGAUUACAAUCAUAAAUAA